AUGACAAUGGUUUAUACAAGUAUAGAUCUUGAGAAAGAACAACAGGAUUUCAACAAUGAGGUUGCUUCAAUUAAAAAGUGGUGGUCGGAACCUCGUUGGAAAGGGAUCAAAAGGCCUUACACCGCUGAGGAUAUUGCCUCCAGAAGGUCCACGGUUAAAAACCCAAAUGCAUCUGACAUCAUGGCGAAGAAAGCUUUUAAGUUAUUCCAGGAGCAUGCCAAAAAUGGUACUUCUUCCAUAACAUUUGGAGCCCUUGACCCAAUUCAUGUGUCUCAGAUGGCAAAAUACCUAGACACUGUUUAUGUCAGUGGAUGGCAAUGCUCAUCAACUGCUUCCACUUCUAAUGAACCAUCUCCUGAUUUGGCUGAUUACCCUAUGGACACUGUUCCAAACAAGGUUCAACAUUUGUUUUAUGCCCAAUUGUUUCAUGACCGGGUCCAGCACAGAGAGAGAUUUUCUGUUUCCGAAGAGAAAAGGGCGAAAAUGCCUUAUAUUGAUUUCAUGAGACCCAUUAUCGCGGACGCCGAUACUGGUCAUGGUGGUACCACAGCAAUAUUCAAGUUAACCAAGUUGUUUAUUGAGAGUGGCGCUGCUGGAAUACAUAUUGAGGACCAGGCUCCAGGUACUAAGAAGUGCGGACAUAUGGCCGGUAAGGUUCUUGUUCCUAUCCAGGAGCACAUAAAUAGAUUGAUUUGCAUAAGGGCAUCUGCAGAUGUUUUUGGUUCUGACUUGAUUCUUGUUGCUAGAACAGAUUCCGAGGCCGCAACAUUGAUUACUUCCACAAUUGACUUUAGAGAUCAUUAUUUUAUUUUGGGAAGCACGAAUCCUGACAUCGAGCCUCUGGUUGAUGUAAUGAAUGCGGCACAGAAUAAGGGAAUGUAUGGUAAAGAAUUGGAAAAGGUUGAAUCUGAUUGGAUGGCAAAAGCUGGGGUUAUGCGCUUUAGUGAAGCAGUGGAGACAGAAAUAAAGAAGUCAGAUAUAAAGGAUAAGAAUGCCGCUAUCAAAAAAUUCAAUGAUAAGGUUACACCACUUAGCUGUACAUCCAACGUUGAGGCAAGAAAACUUGCCAAAGAAAUUCUUGGAAAGGAAGUCUAUUUUGAUUGGGAUAAACCAAGGGUUCGGGAAGGCUACUACCGAUACCAAGGCGGUACACAAUGUGCUAUUAAUCGUGCUAGAGCAUUUGGUCCAUAUGCUGAUUUCUUAUGGAUGGAAACUAAAUUACCAAUUUACGAACAGGCCAAGGAAUUUGCUGAAGGUGUGAAAGCCGUGUAUCCAGAUAAAUGGUUGACCUACAACUUGUCGCCAUCAUUUAACUGGAACACUGCAAUGUCAUCAGAGGAGCAGGAAACGUAUAUUCAAAGAUUAACAAAGCUUGGCUUUAUUUGGCAGUUUAUCACGUUGGGUGGUUUGCAUCUAAAUGCUCUUGCUGUGGAUAAUUUUGCCCGUGACUUUAAGAAGAUUGGAAUGAGAGCAUAUGGCCAAAAUAUUCAAGCACAUGAGAUCGAAGAUAAUGUGGAGGUUGUUAGACACCAAAAGUGGUCUGGAGCCGAGUAUGUUGAUAGCAUUGUAAAAAUGGUCACUGGCGGAGUUUCCAGCACUGCGGCAAUGGGUGAAGGUGUUACAGAAUCACAGUUCAAGUGA
Brettanomyces bruxellensis is the source of this 1641-nucleotide messenger RNA. RefSeq names its product isocitrate lyase 1 (gene ICL1). Gene Ontology annotation, biological process: carboxylic acid metabolic process. The record is from RefSeq and is a predicted model, not a curated record. Gene Ontology annotation, molecular function: isocitrate lyase activity. NCBI's taxonomy places the organism in Eukaryota, Fungi, Ascomycota, Pichiomycetes, Pichiales, Pichiaceae. The transcript has a single exon. The coding region runs from base 1 to 1641 and encodes 546 amino acids.